CCUGCUUAAGCCCCUGCAAAAUCUCUACACUUCACUUCUUCUCCAAAUGGCCCUGCUUCAUGUUCACACAAUCCCAACUUUCUCAUCAAUUUCUUCGUUCCACUCAUCAUCACCAUCAACCUCAGCUCACAUUUCACUUCCUCACUCUUCUUCCAUCAAAACCCUUCAACAAAACCACUCACUCUUUUCAUUUUCCUCCCCAAUUACAAAAGAUCGAAAUUUUUCUUUCUCAACACACCCCAGAAGGUUGCUUUGCAAACCCCCUCUUGGAAAAUAUGUCAGAGAAGACUAUCUCAAGAAGAAAACGGCUCAAGAGAUACAGGAGCUGGUAAAGGGGGAAAGAAAUGUACCGCUUAUUAUUGAUUUCUAUGCGACGUGGUGUGGACCCUGUAUUUUAAUGGCUCAAGAGCUUGAAAUGCUAGCAGUGGAGUAUGAAAGCAAUGCAAUGAUCGUCAAGGUUGAUACAGAUGAUGAAUAUGAAUUUGCACGUGACAUGCAGGUACGAGGGCUUCCAACUCUAUUUUUCAUCAGUCCAGAUCCGAACAAAGAUGCAAUCCGAACAGAAGGGCUUAUCCCAAUACAGAUGAUGAGGGACAUCAUUAACAAUGAGAUGUGAAGGCAUUGCAAGAAGAAUUAUUUGCUUCUUAGUUUUGUAUUUUGAAUUUUGUUGUAACAUUUUGUAGCAGUGGAGCAGAGCCAUCAAUUUUGUAGCUCAUUUGUGAAUAUUUGGAAUACUUGUGAUUAACUGUAUUUUUUUUUCUCUC
Messenger RNA from Pistacia vera, 764 nucleotides. Its product is annotated as thioredoxin-like protein CITRX1, chloroplastic. Gene Ontology annotation, molecular function: protein-disulfide reductase activity. The record is from RefSeq and is a predicted model, not a curated record. NCBI's taxonomy places the organism in Eukaryota, Viridiplantae, Streptophyta, Magnoliopsida, Sapindales, Anacardiaceae. Bases 47 to 616 code for a protein of 189 amino acids. Gene Ontology annotation, biological process: cell redox homeostasis; plastid organization. The transcript is spliced from 4 exons. Gene Ontology annotation, cellular component: thylakoid.